AUGGCAUUGAAUUCAGAUGACAGGACUUUAUACAUAGGAAACUUGGACAGAAAUGUUUCAGAAGAAGUUCUGUAUGAACUUUUUUUGCAGGCUGGUCCAAUUGAAAGAGUAGCUAUAGUCAGUAAUAGUGUAGAUUCCUUUCGAUAUGGAUUUGUGACUUACAAACAUGAGGUGUCUGUUGAUUAUGCUAUUAAGUUAUAUAAAGGAACUUAUUUGUUUAAAAAAGUUUUGUCUAUUAAAAAAAAAGGGAAAAGUUAUACCAAUCCUCAACCGAAUUUAUAUAAUAAACAUGUUGCAAUGGAAUCGAAUGAAAUGUUUAAUAGGCAAAAUGUCGAAUAUAACCAAGUAACACAGGAUGUAUUACCUGCAGAUUUACAGGGAUAUUCUAAUAAUAAUCCAGAUAUGUUACUUAAUUGUAAAAAUGACAUUAUGAAUUUGGAAAGACCUAACAGAAACAAACAUUAUAGGCAUGAUCUUAGAAAAUACCCAAGAUCUCAUGACAUUAAAAAAAAACAUAAAGACAGGAAUACAGGUGGUGUGUCAUAUCGAAGCAGAAAAAAAAGAUAUUUAUGA
Pediculus humanus corporis (human body louse) is the source of this 573-nucleotide messenger RNA. RefSeq lists its product as uncharacterized. Lineage: Eukaryota; Metazoa; Arthropoda; Insecta; Psocodea; Pediculidae. The transcript has 2 exons. Gene Ontology annotation, cellular component: nucleus. Bases 1 to 573 code for a protein of 190 amino acids. Gene Ontology annotation, biological process: regulation of alternative mRNA splicing, via spliceosome. Gene Ontology annotation, molecular function: single-stranded RNA binding. The record is from RefSeq and is a predicted model, not a curated record.